CCUCCCCUUCCCAAGAAUGCUCCUCUUCUCUCCGAGUUGCGCGCGGAGGAGCUCAGUCAGAUGGAGACUCUGGAAAGUCGCUCAUUUCCGCAACAAAACCAAGGCGGCGUGUGUCAACAUGAACAGCGCUGAUGUUGAGGAUACACAGGCGUUUAUUUCACUCCAUAAUCCACGCAGACACCUGUCGGCUCGUUGCAUUCAGCGCCUUGAUUGGUGGUCAUGGCUCGUAAACGGCUACAUGAGAAGCGCGUGGAUUAAACCGACUCAACUCCUGCGAGGCCCUGCUGAAGACUGGGGAACACGCUGAAGACAAAUGAUGACCUGCAGAUUAAAAGCUAUGAUGAAUGGACUCGUCAGGACUCACAACCUUGUGUGUGAAGCUCUGACAAAAUAAAUUCCGGGCUCCUUUUUCUACAUGCAUACUGUGCCUCUAUGUCAGUAUGUCACGAACAGAGUGCAAAUAUGGGAACAACACCCAAACCGACUACAGUUACAUCCACACCUUCCCCAUGGGUCAGAACUAUGGGACAGGGCCUGUCAGGACUUUUUUUGAAUUCAGGCACAUUUCAGGCACUGAAAAUCUGGAUUUAAAGUUAUCUCCUCUGUUUUCACUGCCUAACCUGCGGAGCAUCUCCAAAGUCAAAGUGGUGAGCUUCCUGAUGGGCCUGACGCUGAUGUUCCUCAUCAUGGCUUCAUACAUCCUGACGUGGGACAAGAAAGAACUUUUUCUGACCCCCUCUUCAGAUCAGCUCAGACCUGUGUUUGUUCCGACCUGCACAUCAGCAGCUGACGCCUCCUCUAAAAACACUUUAAUGGACCUCAAACAACUGGUGAAAAUCAUCCGCUCAAAACUUGAGUACACACCCAGGAAGGUGCCGGGUGAAAAGGAUGUCACUGAAACAGACUCCCACUUGUUCUCAGUUAUUCCUCGUCAUUUCCUGCCCGGCAUCAAGAGCCCUUGUUGGUAUGAAGAGUUCUCUGGUGAACUCAGCACUGAUCCAUAUGGGAGAAACCUCUUCACUCUGCGUUCAAAGAGCUUCAAGACCGCCUGUGACCACUUAAGCACCAGCUUCCACCAGCACUUACACCACAGAGACGGUAAACGGUUUCGUCUACGCUGUCUGCCGUUCUUCUACAUCAUCGGCCAACCAAAGUGCGGCACGACCGACUUGUUCCACAGGCUGCUGCUGCAUCCAGAGGUGAAGUUUAACACCAUGAAGGAGCCACACUGGUGGACCAGGAAACGCUUUGGUUAUAUCCGUUUCAAAGAUGGCUUCCAGGAAAGUUUCCCUGUGGAAGAUUACCUGGAUCUGUUUGACUUGGCAGCCCAAAAAAUCCAAGAAGUAAUCAGUGGAAAUUCAUCUGGAGACCACCGAGCACUCCAGCUCAUAACAGGUGAAGCCAGUGCAUCAACCAUGUGGGACAACCAGGCCUGGAGCUAUCUUCACAGAGAGAGGGAGGAGGUAGAGCCCCCAUUUCUGGCCCAGGACUUCAUCCACACGGUCCAGCCCGGUGCUAAAAUAAUAAUCAUGCUCAGAGAUCCAGCAGAGAGGCUCUACUCUGACUACCUGUAUUUUAAGAUUGCCAACAAGUCAGCAGAGGACUUCCAUCAGAAGGUCAUGGACUCUGUCCAGCUGUUUCACACCUGCCUGUCUGAGAGGUCACUUCGAUCCUGUGUCUACAACACCAGUCUCUCCAAUACCAUGCCGGUUAGGCUAAAUUUGGGGAUGUAUAUCAUCUUCUUACUGGAUUGGCUGACUGUUUUCCAAAGGGAGCAGAUUCUUGUUCUUCGACUGGAGGACUACGCAGCAAACCUUAAGGGAACCAUCAAGAAAGUUUUUGAUUUUCUGAGUGUCGGUCCUCUGUCGGAGCAGGUGGAAGGAGCACUGACCAAGCGGCCCAUGUCUAACACCCGGCGAGCAGCAGACAGAAACCUGGGCCCGAUGCUUCCAGCCACAAAAGUCCUCCUCAGGGAAUUUCAUAAUCCUUUUAACCAAAAACUGGCCAGUGUGCUAGAGAACAAGGCCUUCCUAUGGAGCGCCACCUGAUGGAACAUGAUCAUGGACAAGAUGGACGUAAAUUAAGCACCAGAGCAAGAGGCUACGACAGGAAGGCCUACUUUUAUGAAGUUAUUUAUGGGGGAGAACUCUUAUGCAGAUGUAAAUUAUAUGUGGAAACAAAUCUGAGGAAGUGUUUGUUUUUUGUGAUAUUUAUUUGCUUUUAAAAAGAUGUGUGAUGCUGAUUAAGUGAAGAUGAUAAUAAAAUCUACUGGAUUUGUGUUUGAA
This is a messenger RNA of Notolabrus celidotus (New Zealand spotty), 2285 nucleotides long. RefSeq names its product carbohydrate sulfotransferase 15-like. NCBI's taxonomy places the organism in Eukaryota, Metazoa, Chordata, Actinopteri, Labriformes, Labridae. Gene Ontology annotation, molecular function: N-acetylgalactosamine 4-sulfate 6-O-sulfotransferase activity. The coding region runs from base 441 to 2048 and encodes 535 amino acids. Gene Ontology annotation, biological process: hexose biosynthetic process. The record is from RefSeq and is a predicted model, not a curated record. The transcript is spliced from 8 exons.